AUGACCCAAGUCUGUUUGCUGGACUCCGAUCGCUUAUCUUCGCUGUUACGAGAAGCCCUACAUUGGAGUGAAAAUGUCUCUUCCCUUAUGGUCUCUGCUCUGAACGGAUCAAUACUCGCAUAUGCCUACAGGGAUACCACGCCAUCGAUCAAAGCUAUGCGCACUCAAUCUACCACCAUGACUGCAGCUUACACGGUCGCGUCGGAGGAUGUUCUCGUGGUUGAGGCACAAAACAUGGGAGCCAUCUCUGUCAUAGCGCCUGUUGCGGAUCAUGUGCUGCUGGCUGUGACAGGGCCCGAACCGAAGCAGAAACCGUCGCUUGAGAAUGGUCUUGAGUCGUCUCAAGAGCAUGCGCAGAUGACCAACGGAAUUAAACGUCAUCCAGAAGAGGAAGAGGAGGGCGAGAGUGAUAUUCAGGACGAGGAGGACAGAGAUACACAGAAAAUUCGGGAAGACCUCGAGGCUGUAAGCCAGGAACUGACGAGUAUACUAAGGGAAGAGCUGGCUGUUAUGAAGUGGCCCGAUGAUAUCUGA
Molecule: messenger RNA, 534 nt
Organism: Fonsecaea pedrosoi CBS 271.37
Lineage: Eukaryota; Fungi; Ascomycota; Eurotiomycetes; Chaetothyriales; Herpotrichiellaceae
Exons: 1
Coding region: 1-534 (177 amino acids)
Source: RefSeq, a predicted model, not a curated record